AGAAGGGGCGGGGGAGGAGGAGGAAGAGGAGGAGGAGGAAAAAAAAAGGGAAAAGGAAGGGGGGAGAGGGAAGGGGAGGAUGCGGUGCCGCGGGCAGACCUGGCUCAGCUCGGCUGCCGGGGCGGGGCUGCGUCGGGUCAGCUGACUCGGGCUCCUCCUGCCGGGUAGGGACGGCUGUGGCAGUAACGGUAGCGGCGGUGGCGGCCUGGCGGGGCGGAAGGAAGGGGCUCGGCCCGAGGGAGGCGGGAUGGCGACCACCGUCACAACUCAGCGGGGCCCGGUCUAUGUUGGUGAGCUCCCUCAAGAUUUUCUUCGCAUCACCCCAACCCAGCAGCAGCAGCAAAUCCAGCUGGAUGCCCAGGCAGCUCAGCAGCUACAGUAUGGAGGAUCAAUGGGUACAGUAGGCAGACUCAGCAUUACUGUAGUACAGGCAAAGUUGGCCAAGAACUAUGGGAUGACUCGCAUGGAUCCGUACUGUCGGAUCCGGCUGGGAUACGCAGUGUAUGAGACUCCAACAGCUCACAAUGGAGCCAAGAACCCCCGCUGGAACAAAGUGAUUCAGUGCACUGUCCCCCCGGGUGUGGAUUCUUUUUAUCUAGAGAUAUUUGAUGAGCGUGCCUUUUCAAUGGAUGACCGCAUUGCAUGGACACACAUCACCAUUCCUGAGUCACUGAAACAAGGAAAUGUGGAGGAUGAAUGGUACAGCCUGAGUGGAAGGCAGGGUGAUGAUAAGGAAGGAAUGAUUAAUCUGGUUAUGUCAUACACGUCUUUGCCAGCUGCCAUGAUGAUGCAGCCCCAGCCAGUGGUCCUGAUGCCCACUGUGUAUCAGCAAGGAGUUGGAUAUGUGCCUAUAGCAGGGAUGCCUGCAGUCUGUAAUCCAGGCAUGGUACCAGUGGCAAUACCACCUCCUGCAGUCAACCCUCAGCACUUCUGUAAUGAAGAGGACCUGAAAUCUAUCCAGGACAUGUUUCCCAACAUGGACAGGGAAGUAAUCCGUUCAGUGCUAGAAGCUCAGAGGGGGAACAAGGAUGCAGCUAUCAACUCCUUGCUUCAGAUGGCUGAAGAAUCAUAGAUCCCCACGUUCUGCAUAGUUCCCAUCCUCAAUGCCACUUAUUUUUACUUGCCAAGCCAGGGAUUUAGCUAGAGAAAUAAUUGCCCAACAGUUUUGUGUUACCACAUCCUGUGUAAGAGAUUAUACCCCUUUUCUCCUUGAACAUUUGGAUCUUUUUCACUUGCUUUCUCAAUCUGUACAUACUCAGUUUAGCUUAUGUCCUACAAUACAGCAUUGAAGCAUCUUGACUGUCAGCUGUGCCCUGUCUGGCUGUAUUCUGAUGGGGUGGGGAGUAAUGCUACUUUUUUUUCCUUUCUCUCCCUCUUUUCAUAAACUUGUUCUUACAAAGUUACUCUAUGCAGUACAGGAUUUAGGUUGAAAAAAAUAUAUAAUUAGAGAGCUUGCUCUUUGAACACAACUGAUUUGUUGAAGUAUUUAGGUUUCAUGAAGCAGCCUGUUUCUGCCAGAAAUUAAAAGAAAGUUCAUUUUCUGUGGUGUUUAGUUAUUGCUUGAUAUAUAUACAACUGUUUCUGAUUGAAGAUCUUUAAUUUAAUAAGCUAAAUUUCUUAGUUUGCACCGUUGGUAUUUAUAGUCAGCCUCUUGUAUUCAAUCUAAUUAUUGGGCACCAAAGCAAUAUAAUAUCUGGUGUGCAUUUGGGGCUUUAUCCUCCAGUACAGUAUUGCUAUGGAUCUUCACAGGUAACUUAACUCCUACAGAAUCUGUUGCUGUAGCAGAGGACAGGACUGAGCCCUGUUGUACACCCACAGUUAAUUGCACUCUUACUGCUGCUUCUGCAUUGCUGUGGCUCUUGCACAGGAUCAGUGCAGAAGGAAAUAUUUUUGUACUUGGAAAAUUAGUGAAGCCAUAAACAAUUCUUUAAAAUCUUGUUUUAUGUUUAAACAGUGGAAAUCUAUGAUCUGGUUUUAAGGCUUCUUUAUUUACACCUAUAUUUCAGCAAAAUUGUUUUAUAUUAAUGGAAAAAACUAUUGUGUGAUUUCCUAUAAUCUGAAGUAAGCAUGACAAGUAGCUUCAGAGUCUUUGAAUGGCAUUAUGAGUUUCUCAGUGACUUGUUAAACUAUGGUUGCUGUGAUCAAUUUAUUGUUUUAUUCAGGAGAUAAGUCCUUUGUGAGAAAAUUGAACAUAUCUGAGUUUGCUUGGAGGAAGUUGGAGGUUCCUUGUAUUUAUUGUUAGUGUUAUUUCUUCAGAUAACAGUUAAUUUUGGAGCUGCAGAAUCUUAGUUACACCUGUUGGAUAAAUUUCUGCAGUGUCUGUUUCUGUAGAUGGUAAAGUAAUGCACUUUAAAUAAUAUGCACCAGUUUAUUUUUCCAGUGAUGUGCAAUGUUGCUGUUUUGUCUUUUUAAUGUUUGAUUUCAAAUACUUUCUACAAUAGCCAUAGACCUGUAUAUUUUCAAGAGUUGGAAUGAAUGUACACCUGAAAUCUUGGCUCUUGAGUGAUUCAUGAGAACAUUAAAGCCAGGUUUGGAAUAGGGCAAAGGGACACAAACUCGCUUCUUCCUCAUGCUUUGUUUCAUGUCCUACUCUUAAAAUAUUUUCAUUAUUAUAACCUGCUGAAAAGCUGAUUUUAUCCUCCCCCUCAUUCAAAAAGCUUUUAGGUAGCACGGGCAGUAGAGCAUGAAUAUUUAUUUUUUUAUGAUCAGAAAUGAUACUGAAGCUUUUAAAAUAAAGCACCAUGAAUCGUCCCCAUUUCUGACCUUAUAAAACUGUCUUUUCAUAAUGUACCAUUUUAAUCUUGGUAUGAAUCUUCUACCACCUUAAAUUUACUGCUGAAAACAAAGUGUCUUCAUAAAACCUGCAAUUGGCUUUUCUGUAGUGUGAUUUAAAGGCUCUAGUUUGUUUGCUUUAUUUUAGAAAAUAAAAAUGUGGUAGCUCUACAACUAAAGUGGGUGUUUGUCAAUAAGCUGGUCUUGCCCCUUCCCUACAAACAUGGUAAAUUUUGUGAUUGAGUAGAUGUAGAGUCAUUUGGUCUUUAUAGCAUGCUGAUUUUUGACAUCAUCUCCCAGAAGGGUAUUAUCUUCAUAAGGAUUUAAUACUGAGAUAUCUCCAGGAAGAGUCCCUUGCUCUGUAACUUUUACAUAGAUGGCAUUAAUUGGUAGGGAUGGAACAAUUCAGGGAAAUGUAUAUAUUUAAAUAUUUAUAUUAAAACACUGGGAUCCAUAAUACAGCUUUUUAUAAAAGCAGGUGGUCAUCUUUCCACUCUUAAUAGCUGGUAAAUUGUACUGCAUCCUAUUCACAGCUCAGUUUCAAGCACAGAAUUAACACCUUUUGAUCCUAACCACCAGGAGAGGGGUAAGUGGGAAUGUUAGGUUACCCAGGCAUGUUCAUAAAGUUGGCUCUGGGCCUCUGAGUCAGGCUCCUGUUCUUAGCUUUUAUGUUUUGUUUUGUUCUAGGCAAAUCUUGCAGGAAGCAGGAUAGAUGUACGAGUUGAAGAUGGGAUAAUCAGGGGCAGUACAGCCAGUAGGUGGAUUUCAGAUGGAUCUUACAUUGUACUUAAAUAUUGUUUGGGGGAUUUUUUUUGUUCCUCAUUUAAUUAAGCAUGAUAGCUGAAAUACUAAUGUCAGGAUGUGCUACUUUAUUUUGUUAAAAAGAA
Molecule: messenger RNA, 3659 nt
Organism: Calypte anna (Anna's hummingbird)
Lineage: Eukaryota; Metazoa; Chordata; Aves; Apodiformes; Trochilidae
Gene: TOLLIP
Product: toll interacting protein
Exons: 6
Coding region: 248-1072 (274 amino acids)
Biological process (GO): ubiquitin-dependent protein catabolic process
Cellular component (GO): cytoplasm
Molecular function (GO): ubiquitin conjugating enzyme binding; ubiquitin binding
Source: RefSeq, a predicted model, not a curated record